AUGGUAUCAUCCAUUUCAUUAAAUCAACAAAUUAACCAAAUUGAAAUUGAAAAUUGUAUUGAAUUAAAUAGUGUUUUGGAUCAGUUUGGGGAUUGGACUUUACGUUUGGACGUUAAAUUUUUUUAUUCAUUAUUUUAUGCAGCAAUAUUUAUUGUUGGUUUAAUAGGGAAUGGUUUUCUUGUUGGAACAAUAAGAAGGAGAAUGACUGUAGCUAAUGUAUUUCUUAUGAAUUUAGCUAUUUCUGAUUUGCUUUUAUGUAUUACUGCCCUCCCAAUAACUCCAGUCUUAGCUUUUGUUAAGCGGUGGAUAUUUGGAUUAGCACUUUGUAAAUUAGUUCCUCUUUGUCAAGGAAUAUCUGUCUUAAUUUCUUCAUAUUGUUUGUGUUUAAUUGCUGUUGACAGGUAUAGAUCUAUUGUUACCCCACUUAAAGUUCCUUGGAAUAUACAACAUGCACAAUGGUUAAUGACACUCUGUUGGACUUUUUGUAUAAUUAUUUCCUCUCCUUUAUUUAUUGUUCAAGGAUUGCAACAAAUUGUAUAUAAAAAUAUGACCUUUUGUGGAGAAUUUUGUACUGAACUUAAUUGGCCUACAGAUUUCCGUAUAAAAUUAUUUUAUGGAAUUUCUCUACUUUCUAUCCAAUUUUUAAUUCCCACUUUAAUAAUGACUUAUUGUUAUUGGAAAAUUUUACAAAAAGUUAGGCAAGAUUGGUUAGUUCCAACAAAUAAUUCAAUAAUGAGUUUAGAACAACAAGCACAAACAGCAAUUCGAAAAAGAAGAGUAAUGUAUGUGCUAAUUUUGAUGGUCAGUUUAGCUUUGUAA
Messenger RNA from Meloidogyne enterolobii, 819 nucleotides. Lineage: Eukaryota; Metazoa; Nematoda; Chromadorea; Rhabditida; Meloidogynidae. The record is from the annotation of a GenBank genome assembly.